This is a messenger RNA of Solea senegalensis (Senegalese sole), 536 nucleotides long. RefSeq names its product olfactory receptor 52N5-like. Lineage: Eukaryota; Metazoa; Chordata; Actinopteri; Pleuronectiformes; Soleidae. Gene Ontology annotation, molecular function: olfactory receptor activity. Bases 1 to 525 code for a protein of 174 amino acids. Gene Ontology annotation, cellular component: membrane. Gene Ontology annotation, biological process: G protein-coupled receptor signaling pathway. The transcript has a single exon. The record is from RefSeq and is a predicted model, not a curated record.
AUGACAUCUAGAAAUAUAGCCGUGCUCAUCACCUUGAUGUGGUUCAUCCCUGUCAUAGCGAUAUUGAUAGUAUUUUCAUUAAAUGCACGACUGACAAUUUGUAGUACCAUCAUUGAGCGACUCUACUGUGACAACUUUUCCGUAGUGAAGCUGGCGUGCGACGACACCACAGUCAACAACAUCUACGGCCUUACGUACACAACCUGUGUGUUCGGUGUAUUUCUGCUGAUCUUGUACACGUACAUCAAGAUCCUGCUUGUCAUUUUCUCAGGUUCCAAAAAGUCCAGACAGAAGGCAGUGAGCACCUGCACUCCUCACUUGGCUUCACUGCUGAACUUCUCCUGUGGCUGUUUCCUUGAAGCGAUACAGAGCAGGUUCAACAUGAAUGGAGUUCCCAUCCUGUUACGCAUCUUCCUGUCUCUGUACUUCCUCAUCUGUCAGCCUGGCUUCAACCCGGUGGUGUAUGGACUCACUUUGACCAAAAUACGCAUCAUCUGUAAAAAUCUAGUCUUUAGACAAAUAUAAAGCUGCAACAU